This is a messenger RNA of Frieseomelitta varia, 3361 nucleotides long. RefSeq names its product trichohyalin. The transcript has 6 exons. Bases 394 to 2499 code for a protein of 701 amino acids. Lineage: Eukaryota; Metazoa; Arthropoda; Insecta; Hymenoptera; Apidae. The record is from RefSeq and is a predicted model, not a curated record. Gene Ontology annotation, molecular function: phosphatase binding.
UGUAUCUCAAAGGAGUUAGCAGGGGCCCCCUCAGGAGGGCCCCUUGGAUCCAUUUUAUUUCUCCUUCUGUACCAGAAUGGUUACAACAUCUGCAACCUGCUAAAAACAUGCUUUGAAUCUACAAGAAACUCUAUUGGAUUUUAGGAUCGCUGGGAAAGUAUGAUAACAUCUGCGACAGAAAAAAAGAUAAAGUCGAAAGUUUUUGUCACGCGACAAUCCACCCCUCAAUUUAUGAAUGGGGAUGUGGUCUACAUGUGUGUGUAUAUAGGGGAUAUCUUCGAUAAUUUUCCUUAACAACGAAACAAUAACGUGUCAACAAGAGUUUGGAUGACUAUAGGAUGACUAUAAUAUAUUUUGUCAAAACGUAAGAAAGACGCCGCUUUUACAGCCACCAUGGUAUAUGUGAGUGAAGUAACAAAUCUGAUGGAUCGGAUGAUGAAAGUGAAUAUUUUCCACCCAUUAGAGAAGCUUCGGAUGUUGAGAGAUGAAGAAAAGACAUUUCUCGAUCCAAAUUUCAUAAUGAAUGCGAGGCAUCGUAUAUCGCGGGAGAACAUGUCUGCUUCACCCGUGAAUAGCUCCGUUUUGGCAGAAGCUAGAAAGUAUGAUAUAAAAAAUAAUGAAGAUACAAAAAUUAUGAAGGAUAAUUUUGAAAUUCAAUUUCGUAGAUUAUUGAUGCAAGAAGAGACGAAACAAUUAUAUAUGAAGAAACAACAACGAUUCUUGGAAAGGGAAUUGAAAAAAUUUGAAAUGGAAAUAAGCAAAUCUCGACCAAAAUUCUCGAAAUCCUACACAUGUACGAAAAGAAAUUUUAUACCCUCGGAUGAUGAUUUUUGGAAGAUAUCUAGGGAAUUAAGAAACAAGAUAACAGUUGAAGAGAAAAAGAAUCAGAUCAAUAGUAAUCAUAAUGAAAGUAUAGAUUCCGUUUAUAAGAAAAAUACGAUAAUAGAUACCGACGAUUCUUUGUUAAAACUGGAAAAUGAAAAAACAGAGUGCGAAUUAUCAUCUAUUGGAAACAUAAAAGUAACGAUUAAAGAUAAAACUAACUUUGAAAUAGAAACGCAACGUUUACAUCUUUUAAGGAAAUACUUUGAUAUUUUAAAACAACAUGCGACAGAAAAACAACGUUUACGCGAGAUUAAAAUGAAGAUUCAACAGAAUAUGAUAAUGAAGAUAAUAAGAAAGUAUUUCGAUAUUUGGAAAACCUGUAUGAGAGAUGCGAAAAAUAAUAUUCAGAAGCAGACAGAAAAAAAAGAGGUUUCCGAAGAACGAAAAAUUGAAAUGUUUAUAAAUACAAUUAUAGAUUGUCAGAAAGAACUAAUGAAAAAAAGUCAAAAACCAAGAACUAGAAAUGAUAUUUUAAUGGCGGAAGAAUCUAAUAAAGUACAUAUGAAGAAAAAAACCACUUAUUGCAAACGUAUUAUUGUCGACCCACCAGCACAAUGUCGAUUAAAUGCUCAGAAACAGAUAAUAGAAAAGCAGAAAGCUAAAUUAGCCGAACAGACAAAGAUAAUCGAGGAAUUAAAACUGAAACAGAUGCAAAAAGAAAUAUCAUGGGCAAAUAGGGAGACAAUGGACAUAGCAAAGAAAACUCUCACUAAUUGUGGACGAAGUACGAGGAGAACAUUGAUUCAAUUAAUGCAACAAAAUGGUUACAGAGACGAAAGUUUAACGAUACCUCAACAUCCACCGGAUCCACCAAAAUUUUUAUUAAGAAUGGAAGCGCGAGCAGAAGCUAGACGAAAAAGAGUAAAAUUGGCUGAAGAGAUACGUAAACAGAAACUAGAAGAACAAAAAAGUAAAGAAGAAGCUGCUAAAAUAGAAGAGGAACAGAAGAAGAGAAGAUUACAACAAGAGGCUUUAGCCGAAGCAAGAAGAUUACGAAAAGAACAAGAACAAAAUCGACAACGUGAAGUAGAAAAAUUUCGAAGAUUAAACAAUGUAGCGGAUGAAUUCUAUCGAAAGUAUCUUCUACGACAUUAUAUAAUGGAACCAUUCAUAAUAUUUAUUGAAGAAUUACGGAUUAAUACUAAAAAAGCAGAGGAUCAUUAUAAAGAAAAAUUGACAAAGAAAAUUUUUACAAUAUGGAAGAAAGAAGUAGACAUUCAAUACAAAAUGAAAAUUGAAGUUGUUGAAUCAUUUUAUAAUAUGAAUUUAACGAUAAGAAUAUUUAAAGAAUGGAAAGAGGAAGUUAAGGAAUUAAAUUCGAAAUGUCAAGUUGCAAUAGAUUUUCAUGAUAUGAAACUCUUAGAUAAAUAUUUUAAAUUAUGGCAAGUAACAAUACUCGAAUAUAAAGCAAGAUUUGAAGAAAAAAGAAAGUUAGUUAUCAAAUUUUAUGAAAAUAGAUUAAAAGUCAAGUAUUUUGGUACUUGGAAGAAAUAUCUCACGAUUGUUGCAGAUAUUAAAGAAAGUGAAAAAAGAAAAAACGAAUUGCGACAGUUAGUGCAGGAACUGAUUCCUGAUUUUGAUCCUAAACAGAGAGGUGUAGCAUUGGAGGAUUAAAGUCAAUCUAUAACACAUUGUAUCACAAUGGUAUGUUUAAGUUUAUAUAACACAAUGACUGUUAUUCAUUUUACAUUAUGUUGUAUAGAAAAGAUGUAAACAUUUAUCAUACUUAAUUUAUGUAUAUUCAAAUCUUAGAUAUACUAUACAUAACUGAUUAAUAUAAUUUAUCAUUUUAAUUAGUACAAUGGCCACUUUAUCACAGUUAUAAUGAAUAUACAAAUAAUGUGCGCGAUAGUAGAGUAAAAAUAAUUAAAUCUAUAAUCAAGAUCAGGACGUCGUGAUUUGUCUUUAUUAAGUUCAAUACUAUGAGCAAUAGCUUCAGAUUAUUAAGUACUUUAUUAUUAUAAAAACAGGAUAAAAAUGAACAUUAAAGUAUAUUAAAGUGCAUUGUGAAAUAAAUAUUAAAAUGUAUGUUCUGCUUUCACAUACCGCUGUUGUUUUGGCCUUAAUUGUUUCAAAUUUUCUAGUAUUCUUUGUAAAGUAUCAUCUCCCAUACAAAGUAAAUUUAAUAAUUUAGUCUAUAUUUACUAUCUAAGUUUUGCAACAAAAUAAUCUAGAUACAUUUUUUAACAUCCCAUGGUCACAUGGACUUCCAGCUUCUAGAAGACGUCGUUCAUUCGAUGUUGUACCAAGGUAAAUUAACCAAAGAUGAUAUAUUAAAUAACAAACUAUCACUAGCCCAACAAGCAAACUGUAGAGUGCCGAGAUGAAGCAAAGGGCAAUGCUGAAACAAUAUGUACAUUAUUAUACUUUGAUUGGGUAUUCAAAGCAAACAGUUGCAUGACAUGUUAUCUAUCCAACUCUUAUAUUCUGAGAAAAGCAAAUAAGAGAUAUUACAAUAUUUAUGACGUUAACACAA